This is a messenger RNA of Bursaphelenchus okinawaensis, 1668 nucleotides long. NCBI's taxonomy places the organism in Eukaryota, Metazoa, Nematoda, Chromadorea, Rhabditida, Aphelenchoididae. The record is from the annotation of a GenBank genome assembly.
AUGACUCCCAGUUACCAUCAGGUGUCACCUAUGGUCAGGUCACGGUCAUGCAGCACGAACCGCGGGAGCAGUUAUCUCGGUGGCUAUGGUUAUGACAACAGAAGUUUGGUUAGGUAUUUUUUUUAAAUUUUUAUAAUUUACUGAUAAUAAGAGUAAAAUAUAUAUAUAUUUCUUUGAUUUACUGAUAAUAGGAGUAAAAUAUAUGUAAGCUUAUAUUAGAACUGAUGUUAUAGAGCUCAAUCAUUCACAGCAGCUAGCUCAGGAGGUUUUACCCGACCCAGUUAUGGUUAUGGUGGAGGUUUUAUGUCACGGUCAAUGACUCGGUCAGGUAAGAAUAAUUUUUUUAAAAUUUUUUUGUAAUUUUUUCUUAAAAAAGGAAAUUUUUUUCAUGUUAUUUGGCAUUUUUAUUUAAUAUAUAUUCUGUCAUUUUCAGUUUUUUUUAUUUGAGCGUAUAUUAUUUUGUUUUUUAUUUUUUAGUUUUAAAAAAUUAUCAUUUCGUUUAUUUGCCCGCGUAUUUUACCUCUAAAAAUUAUUACGAAAGACCAUUCUUUUCUCGUUUUCUUUUGGCCGGGAAAGAAGAAAAGCGAGCGCCGUGCCCUUUUGGUCAAACUGGUAGUGAGCGUUUCUCCCAUUCCGAUGGGGUUCGACUCCCGCUGUGUGCGAUGAAUUUAAAAUGCAAGGACGUAAUUCUGAAUACCCUUGAGGAACCUUUACUUCUGAGCACUUUUUUUUCGUUUUGAUGUCUAGAAUAGCAUAAUUUGUCUACAUUUAUCAAUUUUAGUGGUUUUAUUGCGAAUUUUUGUGGCUAAAGUGGCCAACUUGAUACAUUAAUUUAAAGCUCUUGAGAAUUUUACUAUAGUAAGAUACGGUUGAUUUAUGUUUUAUAUAAGCAGUAUUAUUUUAGGUUCAAAUCUGUUUGGUCGAUCUCUAAGUGCCUCUGCUUUGGACAGAACCCCUCCCUUCUCGAACGUCGGUGUUCAGCGAUCUACCCCACAUUACUCAGACAAAUACCCAUAUGUCAGAUACUCUUACGGUAACACUGACACUGCUCUCUCAGUCAAAACACAGACUGAAUUGGUAUGUUUUGUAAAAUACGUUGUUCAAAAUUACCAGAAAGAAUCUUUAAAGUAUUCAAAUAGCCAUUUUUAUCAGCUUUUUUUGAAAAAGUAUACUUACUGUAACAUGAAAUUGUAGAAAAACCCUUCAGUGUACGGUAUCAAAGACACAGGUACGAAGAGAUGGCUGGAGGGCAAGUUGAAUGCAUAUAACACUGGACUCUUCCAACGGCCACCCCCAUCGCGACCUGAACGACCAUUGGCACCAGUGAGGAGUUAUGUGAGGUGAGUAAAAUACAAAAAGUAUAGAAAAACCUAUAUUUUUAGGUAAUAUUUGCAAUCAAAAACUAGCUUUAAAUCUAUUUCUUUUGACUUUACAUCAUUAUUUUGCAGAUACAUGGGACAAGACGACGCAGUAGACAUGUACAAGAACAAGUACAUGACCGUAGGCACUUUGUCCAAGUACUGGCUCUCUCCCACCACCGCUUCUUCACGACGAGACCGUGACCUGAAUGUGAGUUCGGCGACAGCCUCGAGCAACUACGGAUCCUACUCUUCACGGUACGCUACUCGACCUACCUACUACUCCAAGGUGGCCAGUCGGCUGUAUUAG